AGGCACGUUCUGUCCUUUUGUAUCUGAGUCAUCUCCACGUGCAAUGUGAGAUGCAAAUGUACCACGUGGAUUUCUAUAUUGAUCUUAAUAUUCAACAUUAUUAUACGAAAUUGUAAAUAUUUGUAUUAUAAUUCUUAAUGUAAAUAUAUAAACAUAAAAAAUGAAUGUAAUACCGUGUACAGUUUGGGUAAAAAAAGGUGUUGCGUCUACAACCCCUCAAAAGGUUCAAUUGACACCACAAGAGUUGGAACUGAUCAUAAAACAAACACAAUUUGAAUUACAAGAUGCUGAAAAUGAUUCAGAUGGAGAACAGGAUAACACUAAAGAAAAGAAAAUUGAAAUAGAAUCCGAGCUUGAUGUAACUGAUGAAUAUAACUUUGACAAAUAUGAUGAAGAAUCCAGUAACAUACAUUGCAGUAUUAAAAAUAUUGCAUCUUUUGGAGAAGAUGGUAAAGAUCCCUUAGUGACAGGGGAAGAUGAUGAUUCUGAAAAAGAAGAUGAUGCUAUUAAAAGUGAUGACAAUCUUGUAUUAGUAGGACGUGUUGAUGGAGAUGCUAGCAUUUUAGAAAUAUUUGUUUAUAACGAAGCUGAAGGUUCGUUUUAUUGUCAUCAUGACAUAUUGUUGCCAUCAUUCCCAUUGUGUAUAGAAUGGCUUAAUUAUGAUCCUGCAGAUUCAAAACUAAGUAAUUUAUGUGCAAUUGGAAAUAUGACUUCUGUAAUAGAUGUAUGGGAUUUGGAUUUAAUAGAUUGCUUAGAACCAGCUUAUAAACUUGGUAGAAAACCAAGUAAAAAGAAAAAUCAAAAACGUAUUGGACACAAGGAUGCUGUAUUAGAUUUGGCAUGGAAUGAAAAUUAUGUACAUGUUCUUGCUAGUGGGUCAGCUGAUGAAACAGUUCUACUAUGGGAUUUAGAGAAUGGAACACCUGUCAAUAAGUUUGCUUCUUUUAAUGAAAAAGUUCAGUCAAUACAGUGGCAUCCAACAGAAACACAUCAGCUAUUGACAGGUUGUGCAGAUAAGGUAGUGAGAUCAUUUGACUGCAGAUAUCAAACAAUUGUGAAGUGUUGGGAAGUAUCAGGAGAAGUAGAAAGAGUGUUGUGGAAUCAUUUUGAUUCAAAUUACUGUAUAGUAAGUACUGCUAAUGGAUACUUACACUAUGCUGAUAUUAGAGAAGAUAAACCGAUUUGGAGUAUAGAAGCUCACACAAGCGAAGUUACAGGUUUAUCUCUUAGCUCAUCAUGUCCUGGUCUUCUUGUUACGUCGGCAAAUGACGGUAUUAUAAAAGUAUGGGAUAUUAUUAAUACUGCGGAACCACAGUUAAUUUUAGAAAAGAAAAGUAAUCUUGGUGCCUUACUAUGUCUUGCACCAAAUCCAGAUAACCCGUUUGUAUUUGCUGCUGGCGGAGACAGUAAAUCAUGCAACUAUAAAGUAUUUAAUUUCUUGGAUAUACCAGAAGUACGCGAAAGAUUUCAAUCUAGAAUAGAUACUGCACAAAGAGCGAAUAAUCACAAUACCAGUCCACAAGAUGAUACAGAAGAAAUGGUGGACGUAACUGAAAAUAUGGAUUCAAUGAUGCUUAACGCGCGUGGACCAAAAACAUUACCUAAACACAAGAAGGGCAGUACAUAAAACAGUAAAAUCUCAAUGAUGAAUUUUGUAAAGACUGCAAAUUAAAGGUACAGUACCCGUAUUUUGAUACUUGUAUAUUGUUAUGGUAUAAAUAAAACAUUAAAAAGGAAUAUACUUGGAUGAUUAAA
Molecule: messenger RNA, 1755 nt
Organism: Osmia bicornis bicornis
Lineage: Eukaryota; Metazoa; Arthropoda; Insecta; Hymenoptera; Megachilidae
Gene: nclb
Product: periodic tryptophan protein 1 homolog
Exons: 11
Coding region: 161-1627 (488 amino acids)
Biological process (GO): rRNA processing
Cellular component (GO): nucleus
Molecular function (GO): protein binding
Source: RefSeq, a predicted model, not a curated record